Messenger RNA from Mesitornis unicolor (brown roatelo), 5068 nucleotides. It is a transcript of the gene PI4KA, whose product is annotated as phosphatidylinositol 4-kinase, catalytic, alpha. Gene Ontology annotation, cellular component: cytoplasm; plasma membrane. Gene Ontology annotation, biological process: phosphatidylinositol-mediated signaling; phosphatidylinositol phosphate biosynthetic process. Gene Ontology annotation, molecular function: 1-phosphatidylinositol 4-kinase activity. The annotation marks the transcript as partial. The transcript has 44 exons. NCBI's taxonomy places the organism in Eukaryota, Metazoa, Chordata, Aves, Mesitornithiformes, Mesitornithidae. The record is from RefSeq and is a predicted model, not a curated record.
UCAGGUUCAUAUCUUCCUGAUGGGAGUGCACUGGAUCCUGAUUAUUACUUCUCUACAAUCAGCUCCAGCUUUUCAGUUUCUCCUCUCUUCAAUGGCAUUAACAAUAAAGAGUUUAACAUCCCACUGGAAAUGCUCCGUCAGCUGUUGAACAUGGUAAAACAGAUUGUUGGGGAUUCUCUGCUAAAGACCUUAGAUGCAGUUGUAGCUGAGGUUUCAGAGACGAGUGCUAAUGCAGAUCUCUAUUACAAAACAUUCAGUGACCCUCUUUAUCUUGCUCAGUUUAAAAUGCUGAGAGACACAUUAUACUAUAUGAAAGACCUUCCCAACUCAUUUGUGAAGGAAAUCCACGAUUUUGUGCUGGAGCAAUUCAACAGCAGUCAGUCAGAACUUCAGAAAAUCCUUCAUGACGUGGAUCGGCUGCACAAUGAACUGAGUCCUUUAAAACUGCGCUGUCAGGCGAAUGCUGCCUGUGUGGAUCUCAUGGUGUGGGCUGUGAAAGACGAGCAAGGUGCAGAAAACCUGUGCAUCAAGUUAUCAGAGAAGCUGCAGUCAAAAACCUCAAGUAAAGUCAUCAUUGCUCACUUGCCACUGCUAAUUUGCUGCUUGCAGGGGCUAGGUCGUUUGUGUGAGAGGUUCCCUGUUGUGGUUCAUUCUGUCAAUCCAUCCUUGAGGGACUUCCUUGUGAUACCUUCCCCAGUGCUUGUGAAACUUUACAAGUAUCACAGCCAGUAUCACACAGGUGGUAAUGACAUCAAGAUUAGUGUGACCAACGAGCAUUCAGAGUCCACUCUAAAUGUAAUGCCUGGCAAGAAAAGUCAACCAUCCAUGUAUGAGCAGCUGCGUGACAUUGCCAUAGACAACAUCUGCAGGUGCUUGAAAGCUGGCUUGACUAUAGAUUCAGUGAUUGUUGAGGCCUUUCUUGCCAGUUUAUCUAACCGUCUGUACAUCUCUCAAGAGAGUGACAAGGAAGCUCAUUUGAUUCCUGACCACACAAUUCGUGCUCUAGGGCACAUUGCAGUUGCACUGAGGGACACCCCAAAAAUGAUGGAACCCAUCCUGCAGAUCUUGCAGCAGAAGUUUUGCCAGCCACCUUCUCACCUUGAUGUACUCAUCAUUGAUCAGUUGGGUUGCUUGGUCAUCACUGGAAAUCAAUAUAUUUACCAGGAGGUGUGGAACCUGUUUCAGCAGAUCAGCGUUAAAGCAAGCUCAGUUGUUUACUCUGCCACAAAAGAUUAUAAGGAUCAUGGAUACAGACACUGUUCCUUAGCAGUCAUUAAUGCCCUGGCUAACAUCGCUGCCAACAUUCAAGGAGAACACCUUGUGGAUGAGCUACUGAUGAACUUGCUGGAGCUGUUUGUUCAGCUCGGGCUAGAAGGAAAGCGAGCCAGUGAGAGAGCAAGCGAGAAAGGACCGGCACUGAAGGCCUCCAGUAGCGCAGGGAAUUUGGGUGUGCUUAUUCCAGUUAUUGCUGUGCUCACUAGACGCUUGCCACCCAUCAAGGAGGCCAAGCCCAGGUUGCAAAAGCUGUUCCGGGACUUCUGGUUGUAUUCAGUACUGAUGGGAUUUGCUGUGGAAGGAUCAGGUCUCUGGCCAGAAGAAUGGUAUGAAGGUGUAUGUGAAAUUGCUACCAAGUCUCCAUUACUCACAUUUCCCAGCAAAGAACCACUUCGAUCUGUUCUUCAGUACAAUUCUGCCAUGAAGAACGAUACCGUGACUUCUGCUGAAUUAAAUGAAUUGCGGAGUACCAUAAUAAAUCUCUUGGAUCCUCCUCCGGAAGUGUCAGCAUUGAUCAAUAAGUUGGACUUUGCCAUGUCUACCUAUCUCCUUUCUGUUUACCGCCUAGAGUAUAUGAGGGUGUUGCGUUCAACUGACCAAGAUCGCUUCCAAGUCAUGUUUUGCUAUUUUGAGGAUAAAGCAAUUCAGAAAGACAAAUCUGGCAUGAUGCAGUGUGUGAUAGCUGUUGCUGAUAAGGUGUUUGAAGCUUUCCUGACAAUGAUGGCUGAUAAACCUAAAACUAAGGAGAACGAAGAAGAGCUGGAGCGACAUGCUCAGUUCUUGCUGGUGAAUUUUAACCACAUUCACAAGAGGAUUAGGAGAGUUGCAGACAAAUACUUAUCUGGUCUGGUAGACAAGUUUCCUCACUUGCUGUGGAGUGGAACUGUGCUGAAGACUAUGCUAGAUAUUCUGCAGACGCUGUCACUGUCUCUUAGUGCAGACAUUCACAAGGACCAACCAUACUAUGACAUUCCUGAUGCUCCAUAUAGAAUAACUGUCCCUGACACACAUGAAGCUAGAGAGAGCAUAGUCAAGGAUUUUGCUGCACGCUGUGGGAUGAUUCUGCAAGAAGCAAUGAAAUGGGCUCCCUCUGUGACAAAAUCUCAUCUACAGGAGUACCUCAACAAGCAUCAGAACUGGGUGUCAGGUUUGUCCCAGCACACAGGACUGGCUAUGGCUACAGAAAGCGUUCUGCACUUUGCAGGCUACAACAGACAGAACACCACUCUGGGCGCAACCCAGCUGACUGAAAGACCUACUUGUGUGAAGAAGGAUUACUCCAACUUCAUGGCUUCUCUUAACUUGCGCAACCGCUACGCAGGAGAGGUUGCUGGAAUGAUUCAGUUCUCAAAUGCUACAGGACGAACAUCUGACCUGAAUAAACUGAUGGUCAAAGAGCUGAAUGAUGCUCUUGAAUCAGGCCAUACUGAAUUCUACACCCAAGCCAUGUUUAAGUUGACUGCACUGCUGAUAAGCAGCAAAGACUGUGAUCCCCAGCUCCUUCAUCAUCUGUGUUGGGGACCCCUGCGAAUGUUCAAUGAACAUGGCAUGGAAACAGCAAUUGCUUGCUGGGAGUGGCUGCUUGCUGCCAAGAAUGGAAUAGAAGUGCCGUUCAUGCGGGAAAUGGCAGGAGCCUGGCAAAUGACAGUGGAGCAGAAAGUUGGCCUGUUUUCUGCUGAGCAGAAAGAAGCAGAUCCAUUAGCAGCCUCAGAAGAGAGCCAGCCGAGGCCUUGCCCGCCAGAGGUGACUCCACAUUACAUCUGGAUAGAGUUUUUGGUGCAGAGAUUUGAAAUAGCCAAGUACUGCAGUUCUGACCAGAUAGAAAUCUUCUCCAGCCUGCUUCAGCGGUCGCUUUCAUUGAACAUUGGAGGGGCAAAAGGCAGUUUGAAUCGGCAUGUGGCAGCAAUUGGACCCCGAUUUAAGUUGCUGACUCUGGGGUUAUCUUUGCUGCAUGCUGAUGUGGUUCCAAAUGCAACUAUUCGAAACGUUCUGAGAGAAAAGAUUUAUUCAACUGCCUUUGAUUAUUUCAGUUGUCCUUCAAAGUUCCAUACACAAGGGGAAAAGAGGCUUCGUGAGGAUAUCAGCAUAUUGAUCAAGUUUUGGACAGCGAUGUUCUCGGACAAGAAGUAUCUGACAGCCAGCCAGCUUGUGCCACCUGAUAAUCAAGACACCAGGAGCAACCUGGAUAUCAACGUUGGAUCUCGGCAACAGGCUACACAAGGAUGGAUAAAUACUUACCCUUUGUCCAGUGGCAUGUCAACCAUAUCUAAAAAAUCAGGGAUGUCUAAGAAGACUAACAGAGGUACGCAGCUGCACAAGUACUACAUGAAGCGAAGAACAUUACUGCUCUCGUUGCUGGCUACUGAGAUUGAACGCUUAAUCACAUGGUACAAUCCACUGUCUUCCCCUGAGCUAGAAUUGGAUCAAACUGGAGAGAGCAGUGUAGCAAACUGGAGGUCCAAGUAUAUCAGUCUUAGUGAGAAGCAAUGGAAGGAUAAUGUAAAUCUGGCUUGGAGCAUUUCUCCUCAUCUUGCUGUACAGCUGCCUACCAGAUUUAAGAACACUGAAGCUAUUGGAACAGAAGUGACCCGUCUGGUUCGGUUGGACCCAGGAGCUGUGAGUGAUGUUCCCGAAGCAAUAAAGUACCUGGUUACCUGGCAUACAAUUGAUGCUGAUGCACCUGAGCUCAGCCACGUUCUGUGCUGGGCACCAACAGAUCCACCAACAGGCCUUUCCUAUUUUUCAAGCAUGUAUCCACCUCAUCCUCUAACAGCUCAGUAUGGGGUUAAAGUCCUGCGAUCUUUUCCUCCGGAUGCCAUUUUAUUCUACAUUCCACAGAUUGUGCAGGCACUUCGGUAUGACAAGAUGGGUUACGUCAGAGAAUACAUCCUGUGGGCAGCUGCCAAAUCCCAGCUCUUGGCUCAUCAAUUUAUCUGGAACAUGAAAACUAAUAUCUACCUGGAUGAAGAAGGACACCAAAAAGAUCCUGACAUUGGGGAGCUUCUGGAGCAGCUAGUAGAGGAGAUAACCGGCUCGUUAUCUGGCCCAGCCAAGGAAUUCUACCAACGGGAAUUUGAUUUCUUUAAUAAAAUCACCAAUGUUUCAGCCAUUAUCAAGCCCUUCCCUAAAGGAGAUGAAAGAAAAAAAGCUUGUUUGAGUGCUCUGUCUGAGGUGAAAGUGCAGCCUGGCUGUUACUUGCCCAGCAAUCCUGAAGCUAUUGUUCUGGACAUUGAUUACAAAUCUGGAACUCCUAUGCAGAGUGCAGCAAAAGCACCCUACCUGGCCAAAUUUAAAGUGAAACGAUGCGGAGUUAGUGAGCUUGAAAAAGAAGGUCUGCGUUGUCGUUCUGAUUCCAUAGAUGAAAGUGCAGAAGAAGGAAUGGACAGUAAGAAAAUCUGUUGGCAGGCAGCUAUCUUUAAAGUGGGCGAUGACUGCAGACAGGACAUGUUAGCUUUACAAAUUAUCGACCUCUUCAAGAACAUAUUUCAGCUGGUGGGCCUGGAUCUUUUUGUGUUUCCAUACAGAGUGGUGGCCACAGCUCCUGGGUGUGGUGUUAUUGAAUGCAUUCCUGACUGCACAUCCCGUGACCAGCUGGGCAGGCAGACAGACUUUGGGAUGUAUGAUUACUUUACAAGGCAAUACGGAGAUGAGUCUACCCUUGCAUUCCAGAAGGCUCGCUAUAAUUUCAUCCGCAGUAUGGCUGCAUAUAGUCUUCUCCUGUUCCUGCUCCAGAUUAAAGACAGGCAUAAUGGCAACAUCAUGCUGGACAAAAAGGGACACAUCAUUCAUAUUG